Messenger RNA from Aureobasidium musti, 567 nucleotides. The record is from the annotation of a GenBank genome assembly. Lineage: Eukaryota; Fungi; Ascomycota; Dothideomycetes; Dothideales; Saccotheciaceae.
AUGACCUCUCAACAAUCUCAAAUCUCAGACUUGCCAGCAAUAACCACAUACCUGACUGGCCACAAUGAGUCUGGCAAAGCAAUCGUCGAGCAAGAACGCCCAGCAAACUGGACAGUCUACGACAACAAAGAGAUGGCUUUCAACGUCGCCUACACAACCUCUCAAUUCCCAGCAAACCUAAACGAGAAUGCCGACAUCAAAGCCCACGAUGCAGUCGCUUCUUCAGGAAAACUCGGGCUUGUGCGCCCAAAUGGGACAGUGUGCAGGACCGUAGACUUUGCACCUGGCUUUGAUUGCAUGAUGCACCGAACGCAAUCGCUGGAUUAUGGCAUUGUGAUUGCUGGGGAGAUAGAACUGGUGUUGGACUCUGGAGAGAGGCAGUUGAUGCGGCCGGGAGAUAUUGCAGUGCAGAGGGCGACGAUGCAUUCGUGGAAGAACCCUAGUGAGAGUAAGUGGGCGAGGAUGACGUUUGUGCUGCAAGACUGUGAGAAGUUGGUGGUGGGUGGGGAGGUGUUGGGAGAGGAUCAUGGAAGGGGAACAAAGGGUUUACCCAUGAGUGGUAACUAA